AUGGAGCGUUGCCCUUGGCAGUUUGUUUGCCAGGCUCUGGGCUCACCCCAGUCUCUGUCAUUUGUCUGCUGUGCCCGAGGGAAGGAAACACUAUCACAAGGGGUGGAAUCUGCUCCUGGAACGGAUUGGGAGCCUACCUGGUGGGGAGCAGAGCUUGGCUCAGCAGAGCUCAGUGGGGGCAGACUGGGGGUGGUCAUGGUUUGUGGAUUUUCUGUAGAAUGUUCAGGAAUGUCUUGCCUGGCUGCUUUGGUCCUGGGCUAUAUCGCUUCAUCAAAGACACUUAAGAUUGCCCCAGCUGGGGAGGAGUCUGACACCCAGCUCCAGAUUGAGUUGGUAAGAAAUUUAUCUUAA
This is a messenger RNA of Rangifer tarandus platyrhynchus (Svalbard reindeer), 351 nucleotides long. The record is from the annotation of a GenBank genome assembly. Lineage: Eukaryota; Metazoa; Chordata; Mammalia; Artiodactyla; Cervidae.